AAAAUCUGCUUUCCUCGCCCAAGGGAAGCCGGCCUGGCUGCCGCCCCGCCCCCGUUCACGGCCACUCAAUAAAGGGAAUGCCUCUCACCCACUUCCAGCUCGACACGGUCCUCGUCGUCUGCUCGACGAUCGCCGUCUGUGCACUCGAGGACCCGGUCGCGCUCGUCAAGGAGGGCCUUGCGCGGCUCGCCGAGUUUCCAAACCACUACGAGACGCAGUACGACUUUGUUGAGCACCCGCUCAACGGGACGCUCGCGGUCUCCCUGUUCCUCCUCUCCACCUUCUCGUGGGUGAAGACGUACCUCGUCGAGAGGACCGUCGUCAGCCGCGCGCACCGCAAGAUGACCGCCUCGACGUGGUCUGCGACACAGCCGUGGACGCACACACCGACGGUGGUGGCGGUGCACGGCUUCUUCUCCUUCGUGGAGCUGUGCCUCGGGCUGGGCGCCAUCCUCUACCGAGACAACCCGCUCUGGGCGCGGUCGGCGGCGGCGGUGGCGCUCUUCAUCAACGUGCCGACUGGCGCGCUGCUCACGCCGCGCGUGGGCAUCAGGCACCUGAUCAUCCCCGUGUUUGGGCUGUACGGCGUGCUGCGCGCGCUGGAGGCGUUCAAGGUGCUCUACCUCGACCACCGCCUGCUGCCGAACCUCUGGAUCCUCCUCCAAGUCGGCACCAUCGUCCGGCUGCUCGGCUACUUUGUCCUCCCCUUCUCCUCUGUCGACGGCACGCGCGGCGACCUCUUCACCGAGCCCGUCAACUACACUCUGAACAUCCUCCUCUCGGGCUACAUCAGCGCCGGCUUCGUCUACCCGCCCGUCUGGCUCCUCCUCUCGCUGCUCGUGUACGCCACUGCCUACCGCUUCUGGCCGCCGCAGUUCGCAGCACGGCUCCGCCCGCGGCUUGCAGGCGACGACAUGACCGAGGCCGAGGCGUGGCGCGACGCGUGGCGCGAGUCGGUGGCGCGCAAGUCGAGCCUCGAGCGUUCGAGCCUCGACGAGCGCUCGUCGCGCGACUCUGCGGGCCGCGUGGAAGGCCCUGGCGGCGCCAGGCUCAGGUCUCGGGCGACCAUGCUCUCGGAGCAAAGGUAAACGCGCUCUUUGCGGUCCGUGGGGCGGCGACCUGCCCCACUUCUACAGUGCGGCGCGGCGCAGGCGGCCGUCGCAGCUGGCGGCGCCGGCGGCGCACACCGGUUACAUUUCGCGAGUGACUCUUGCAGUGCAGUGGUGCGGCGCCCGUGGGGAGGGCGGCAGUGGGUGCGGGGCGGCUCGGCGGGGCGGUCGACGCGUAAUUGGCUGCUCCCCAGCCCGGGCGUUGCGACGCGGAGGUUCCGCGAGCGAUGCCGGGGCAGAUACUGCGGGCCUCCGCGCAGCGGGGAGGCCCGCAGCCAGGGCCGCGGCUUCUGUGUGGCGAUUGCGGUCUCGAGCCUUCUGUAAACUGUUCCUCUGUUUCCCCGGUGUCGUGUCCGUGUCGAUAUAAAGUUAUUUGUGCGCACCGUUUGUAGGCGCACCCGAAAGAUGUGAUCGUUCAUCUC
This is a messenger RNA of Emiliania huxleyi CCMP1516, 1531 nucleotides long. RefSeq lists its product as hypothetical. Lineage: Eukaryota; Haptophyta; Isochrysidales; Noelaerhabdaceae. Bases 78 to 1088 code for a protein of 336 amino acids. The transcript has 3 exons. The record is from RefSeq and is a predicted model, not a curated record.